AUCAUUUACGAAAAAUCAAUAGACCUUUCCUCGUGAUCGACAAGAAACCCUAGUCCACUCUCUCUCUCUCUCUCUCUCUCUCUCCGUCGCUUACGGUUAAAAAAGAGAAAAUAAAAUUUUAAAAAAUUCGAAAACACCAAAAAAUCGACAGAUCAAUUUAGGGUUUCGAAUCGAACUUCACUCUGAGAUCCAAUUGUCAUCAUUGAUGCUCCGGUCGUCUGAUCUUUCGCGAUUCGAUGUUUACGUCGUCGUUUCAUGUUCUCCGAUUGAGAUCUUGUUAGAUAAGGUGAUGAAUACGUGUGAUGGGAUGUGAACUUUGGGGGUUUUGGUUUGGGGUGGUUGGAUUUAGGGUUUGUUGAUGGACUAUAGAGCAGCCGACUCUGGUGGAACAACAUCAAGGAAGUCUAGGUCGUUGGAUCUUCAGAGUUUGUACAAAUCUACUGUUUCAGUUCAACAGGGGGAUAAGAAGAAGAGGAAGAGUGGAGUAGUGGAUGAUGGGAGGGUUAGGAAGAAGAAGAAGAAGAGGAAGACUAGAAGAGAGGUGUCGCUCAAUAGUUUGGAGCCUGCUGGCCAGACAAGUAGGAUAAGUUUAGAUGAGACCCGAGGCGACUCGGCGAGUUCAGAUUCCCUCAAUUCGGGAAAGUUGCAUUCGUGGUUGAAUGGGGAAUUCGGUACCAGUGCCGGGUUUAGCAGCAUUUCUCUUAAUUUGGAUGGUGGUGGUGGAGGAGGUAAUGUUAUUCAGAUUCCAAAGCGCCGACGAGGUUUCGUGGGACGCAAGAGGGUUGAAAGCGUUAAAGUUUCAAGGUCGUGCGGGAAUGUUUCUGGCGUAGUUGCUGGUACUUGUGCUGAUCAAAUUACCAAGUUGAAUGGUGAAUCGAAGAAAUCUGAGGAGAAGGGUUUGUGGCCUCUUGAUGUUAGUUCAGCUGAUCGGAUAGCCAAGUCAGAUGAUGAUUCUGCAUGUAAAGAGAUUGUUCAUCCCAAGGUGAAGGGGAAGAGGGUAGUUGAGGUUUCAAAGGUAGAUAAGAACAGUAGGGUGAAGUCUGCUAGGCAUGCUAAAGAGGAAGAUGGUCAUGUGAUUGUAAAUAAUAAAGGCGAUGCAUCUUCUGGAAAGAGCCGCAGCAGUCAUAGAAAAAGGACGGACCUGGCAUUAGGCAGUGAAAGCCUUGCAAAGAAGGUGGAGCCUCUGGCGGAUAGUUCAAACACGGUAUGUCAUAAUUCCCAAGACGAGGAUGAGGAAAACCUUGAACAGAAUGCAGCGCGGAUGCUCUCUUCUCGAUUUGAUCCGAGCUGCACAAGGGUUCCUUCAGAAAGCAGAUCUUUUGCAUCACCAAGGAGAAAUGGGGUGUCUUUUGUUGUCUCAUCUGGAGAUAUUGCUAGCAGAACAUUGCGACCAAGGAAUCACAAAGGGAAGGGGCUAUUCAGGAAACGAAGGCAUUUCUAUGAGAUUCUUUCCAAGGACUUGGAUGCACAUUGGGUGUUGAACAGGAGGAUCAAGAUUUUUUGGCCGUUGGAUGAGAGUUGGUAUUAUGGCCUUGUGAAUGAGUAUGACUCCAAAAGAGACCUUCAUCAUAUCAAGUAUGAUGACCGAGAUGAAGAAUGGAUUAACCUUCAAAAUGAAAGGUUUAAACUCUUGGUUUUUCCUAGUGAAAUUCCUCGUAAGAUGGAGCCAGAAAGAGGAACUGCUGGAAAUAAACAUGAUGACAAUGGGAUAAGAGACUCUACCGCGGAUGAUGAUAGCUUUAUAGGCUGCUAUACAGACUCAGAGCCCAUCAUCUCAUGGUUGGCUCGUUCUUCUCGCCGGGUGAAAUCUUCUCCUCUUGGUGUUUCAAAAAGACGUAAAACAUCUCAUCCAUCGUCUAAUUUUUUGCCACUUGUGUUGUCUGCCAAGCCUAAUGAUGCAAACGGCUGUUUGGACAUGGGUUUCUCAGCAAAGAAUAUGCAUGAAUCUAGUAGUUCUGCUUUGCCAGACAAAUCCCUUGAUGCCAGCAUGGGUAAGAAGUCUGUGUUGGAAGGCAGUAAUAGCUCCAAAGAUAGCAAAGCACCAGUUGUUUAUUUUAGGAGGCGGUUUCACAAGAAAGGCGAAGCAUUGUUCAAUGCACCAGAUGACAAGAAGGCAUGUGGAAGCUCCCCUCUUGCCCCUGUUAUUCAAGGCUUCCGUGCUUCUCAAGUUUGUGAAAUUUUACUUGGACAAAUGGAUCCCGAGGGGCUAUUUUGGUCUGUUAAUAAUUCAGGCUUGUUGAAAGUGACUAUUGGCUUGGUAGAAUAUAUGGGGUUCAGGUUUGAGUUAAGCUCCUCAGUUUCUGUCCUGCGGUACCUCGGUGCAGACAACUCUUGGUUGUUCCGCACUAUGUUCCUGCUUUACUAUGGCACUGUUACGAUUACAUGGCCUAAGAUUCAUCUGGAAAUGCUAUUUGUUGAUAAUUUCAUUGGAUUGAGGUUCCUGUUGUUUGAAGGUUGCUUAAAGCAGGCUAUGACCUUUGUUUUUCUCAUCCUGACAGCAUUUUAUCAACCUAAUGAACAGAUGAAGUAUGCUGAUAUGCAAAUUCCAGUAACUUCAAUCAGGUUUAAACUUUCUAGCAUUGAAGAUUUUACAAAGCAGCAUGCAUUUGCAUUCUUUAGCUUCUCCAAAGUCAAAAGGUCGAAGUGGCUGUUCCUAGAUUGCGAGCUCCGGCCACAUUGUUUGCUCACCAAGCAUCUACCUGUGUCUGAGUGCACAUACGAUAACAUCAAGGCUCUGGAAGGUGGUUGUAAUCAGAUGCACAAAAGUUCUAUUGACAGGGAGCUAUCUGCAUUUGAGGGUUGGAGGAAGAAGUCUAUGCCGGGUGGUAUGACUCGUGGGGCUCUCAAAGAGUCAUCCAUGCAUCAAUAUUCUUCUAACUGUGAUUUGAAGCAUGGAAAGUUUCUUCCAUUUGCUCUUUCUUUUUCUGCUGCGCCUACUUUCUUUCUUAGCUUGCAUCUCAAGCUGCUAAUGGAAAAUAGUGUUGCUAGCAUCAGUCUUCGCGAUCAUGAUUUGAUGUAUUCACAUGAGCAUUCAGAUAACACAGGCACUACAAUUGGCUGCACUCUAAUUCGGGAUUGCUCCAAAAGUGUUUCAGAAAUCACUCAGUGUGAUCAGGAACCUGCUGAAUCACGUAGAUGGUUGCUUUAUCCUAAACAACACUUGGGUACCCACGGUAUUUCAGGAUGCAAUGAUGGUGGCGUGGUAAAAUCAUCUCAGGAUGUCCAAAAUGGCAACUUAAGUAUUGUUGAAACUUCUGCUUCCUCCAGACAUCCUGUGGAAAACUCGUGCCAUGUAAUUGUGCAAUCACAGAAGUUGGGAUGCAGCAGGGUAGAGUUAGAAAAGUGUAUUACCUCACCAGAGUCUCUAGUUGGCAAAGAUCAUGUGUCUGUGGGCGUGCCUGAUUCCAGUUGUUACUCUAGUUUAACUGGUCUGAGUGUUGAAAUUCCAUUUUUGGACCAAAAUGAAAUGCCUGCCAACGGUAAAACACCCAAUUCUGCAGAGUCUUCUGAUCUAGCUUGGAAUGCGAGUGACGCCAUUGGGUGCAAUCCCUACCCUAGGGGUCCUAGAAGUAUUUGGCAUCACAAUAGAGAAAGCUUAAAUUCUUCUUCCAGAGAUGCAUCCCCUUUAUGGGCCAACGGAAGGACAGACUUUAUCCGCAAUGGCUUUGGCAAUGGACCUAAGAAGCCACGAACUCAGGUUCAUUACACUUUGCCUUCUGGAGUCUCAGAAUUCGGUGCAAUGCACAAAAUGCAUACCCAGAGAGGGGUUCCUUACAAACGAAUCAGGAAAGCUAGUGAGAAGCGAACAUUACAUGAUUCUAGAAAUUCUCAUAGAAGAAACCUGGAAUUUUUGGCUUGUGAUGCAAAUGUGUUGAUUACAAUUGGGGAUAGAGGGUGGAGAGAAUGUGGAGCACGAAUUGUAUUAGAGCUUGUGGAUCACAAUGAAUGGAGACUUGCAGUAAAACUCACUGGGACAACAAAGUAUUCAUACAAAGCACAUCAGUUUCUGCAGCCUGGCUCAACAAAUCGUUACACACAUGCUAUGAUGUGGAAAGGAGGAAAGGAUUGGGUCUUGGAGUUUCCCGACAGGAGCCAGUGGAUACUUUUCAAGGAGAUGCAUGAAGAGUGCUAUAAUCGGAACAUUCGUGCUGCUUCAGUUAAGAACAUCCCUAUUCCUGGAGUUCGCCUGAUUGAAGAAAGUGAUGAUAAUGGAACAGAGUUGCCAUUCGUUCGCAGCUCUCCCUUGUACUUUCAGCAGGUUGAAACUGAUGUUGACAUGGCUAUGGAUCCCUUAAGUAUCUUAUAUGACAUGGAUAGUGAUGAUGAACAGUGGAUUUCAGAAAAUCAAAACUCUUCACGUGAUCAUGGAUGUAAAUGUGAAGAGAUCUCUGAAGAGUUGUUUGAGAGAACGAUGGACGCUUUUGAGAAAGUUGCGUAUGCCGAACAGCGCGAUCACUUUACUUCUGAUGAAAUGGAAAAUUUCAUGGGUGGAGUUGCGCCUUUGGAAGUGAUUAAAUUGAUCUAUAAGCAUUGGCGACUGAAGAGGCAAAGAAAAGGGAUGCCGUUAAUUCGUCAUCUACAGCCUCCAUUGUGGGAGCGUUAUGAGCAGCAGGUGAAAGAGUGGGAGCAUGCAAUGGCCAAAGCCAACAGUACCCUCCCCAACGGAUGCCAGGACAAGGCUACACCCAUGGAAAAACCACCAAUAUAUGCUUUCUGUUUAAAACCUCGUGGGUUGGAGGUGCCCAACAAGGGUUCAAAACAAAGGUCGCAUCGGAAGUUUCCAGUUUCUGGGCACAGCCAUGCUUUCCUGGGAGAUCACGACGGGCUUCAUGCUUUUGGGAGAAGAUCAAAUGGAUUUGCUUUUGUGGACGAGAAGGUUAUGUUUCAGGGAAAUAGCCAUGAAUCUUCCGAUGCUUCCCCAUUGUUUCAGCCGUCAAGAGCAUUCUCACCACGGGAUGCUAGUGGCUCUGGAUAUUUCUCAUUGAACAAUGAUUGUUCCGACUGGAAUUAUCCAAAACUUCAUAGAAACAAGUCAAAGAAGAUUGGGACGCUUCUAUCCCCAUCCCUAAAUAGUCCACAGAUGUUGGCCUCAUACAAUCAGAGAACAACAAUAGGGAGGAGAAACGGGGUUCACUGGUGGAAUAUGGGAUCACCGGAGUGGCCAAAUCAGAAGCACUACCCAUUGGAUGGAUCUCUGAGGCAAAGUGUUGAACAAUUGGACGGCCCAGAUCUUGAUGAGUUCAGGCUGCGAGAUGCGUCUGGUGCUGCUCAUCAUGCGCUAACUAUGGCGAGGCUCAAGAGGGAAAAGGCUCAGAGAUUGCUUUACAGAGCAGAUUUGGCGAUCCACAAGGCUGUAGUUGCACUCACGACUGCCGAGGCAAUCAAGGCUUCUUUUUCUGAGGACUCUAAUGGCAUUGAGAAGGAUGACAAUGUGAAAUUAGAGUGAGGGUUCGUAUAGGUUUUGAUUUUGACAAAUUUUUUUGGCUAUAGUGGCUCUGAAUUUUCUUUCGUUCAAUGGUGGCGGCUUUUCAUCAUUGGCUGUAGAUUCCAAAGAAGUGAACUUCUAACAUGAGGGCUGUGAGCAGUUGGAGGAGCAGGACCUGUUGCUUUUUCUGCAUUGGUGGUGAUCCUUCAAUGCCGUAGCGUUUCAUUAUUAAGGCAGUUUUGUUACAUACCGUCCCCAUUCUGCGCACUAGUAAUCUUUUUCCAAGCAGCAAGUUUUCUCAGUGUAACGUGGGCCGAGUCAGCCCUUUUGCUGGUAAGGGGUCUGGAAUGUUCAUUGCCAGUUAUUGUACAGAUAUUUUUGCUUUUCUCUCUUUCGUUGUUCCUUUUCUACUCUUGACCUUGGUUCAAGUGUUUGAUGUGGAAGGAGCAAUUUGGCCCUAAUAACAAAAUACACUCUGGAAUUGAAGUACGGAAUCCUUUGUGAGUUAACUUUUGGACCAGUUGCUAUUUAUGUAGAGAGUGCCUCGUCCCUUGGGAAAUGAGGAGGAAAACAAAUCCUGUAAUUAUUCAAUAUAGAGGCUUAGAAGUUGUAGCUUCUUGAGGCU
Molecule: messenger RNA, 6050 nt
Organism: Rhododendron vialii
Lineage: Eukaryota; Viridiplantae; Streptophyta; Magnoliopsida; Ericales; Ericaceae
Exons: 5
Coding region: 359-5446 (1695 amino acids)
Biological process (GO): regulation of transcription by RNA polymerase II
Cellular component (GO): piccolo histone acetyltransferase complex
Source: RefSeq, a predicted model, not a curated record